UCUCUCGCGCAGCCAUCCAAACCUUCCCGUUCCUCUAGCACACUGCACAGAUGCUCCAGCCAAUUUGACAGUCGGUCUGAUAUCAUCUCUGAGGAACUGAGCGGUUGGAGGACCGGAGAAAAGAAACACCCGGUUUGCGUCCAUAUGAGGAGCCACUGACCGUGGGAACGAUGAUAAUCACGAAUCCUUCCCCGGACAGCAGGACUUAAAACCUGCAGUCCCACUGCUCAACCCUUCCCUUUUAUUUCCACAUUUUAGUAGAGAUACGGACGUAGCGACAUUUUUGUACCAUCUCCCUCGUUGUAGCCUAUUUUAACCCCUGUACAUUGAGCUUGACAGUGUCUUGGGACGAUGUGGAAAACCGGUCUUCUUCUCCUCUUUUGGGGACUAUUAACGUCUGGUGAACUCCAGCAAGAAGAAACGGAACCAGAGCGCCGAAGUCUGCCACCGUCGGGAAAGUUGGAUUUUGGCUAUGUGCCUCAGGGAGUUUACCAAACCCUCGCCUAUUACGAACCUGGAGUAAUAGGGUUACUGUUCCACAUGGUGCACGCUUUCCUAUACGUCGUGCAGCCCAACCCGUUCCCGGAAGAUCUCGUCAUCAAAGUCGCCAAGGAUAAAUUUGGAGCCAUUCAGUCGGAGUAUCAGAAGCCAGAGAACAUUGUUCUGACGCUCCAGGCCAUCUACUAUGAGACAGGUUUCGUGGUGUGUGCUGUGCUCGGCCUGCUCUUCAUGGUCCUGCUGCCCCUGGUCGGCCUCUUCUUCUGCCUGUGCCGCUGCUGCGACAACUGUGGUGGCGAGAUGCACCAGCGCCAGCGGAAGAACGCAGACUGCCAACGGGGCCUGCUCACCACACUGCUCUUCGCCACCUCGCUCGUCAUCACGGCUGGAGUACUGUGUGCGUAUGCAGCUAACCAGAACCUGAGCUCACAGCUCAAAGGCAUGAGGAGAUUGGUCAGUAGCAACCUGAGGGACCUGCAGAGUUUUACCAACGAGACGCCAACGCAAGUUGAUUAUCUAAUAGCACAAUACGCCACUGCCAAGAACAAAGUCAUUUCUGACUUGGAUAAUGUGGGUCCUCUGCUUGGAGGGAAGAUUCAUGAGGAAUUGGGGAAAGAGGUCUGUCCUGCAAUGGACGGAGCGCUCCGUAUGGCUGGUGUCAAAGUGGAGAGGGCCAUUAAAGCCAUGCGGGAGACCAAAGACGCCCUGGAGAACGUGAGUAUGUCUCUGGAGGUUCUCCAGGAGGCGACAGGGAAGCUCCACUUCAACCUGAGCCUGGUGCGCUUCAGCCUCAAUAGAACCCUCAACGACCCGGGCUGCAAUGACGAGGACUCGGACGCCACCACCGCCCAGCUCUGCCUCUCCAUCCGUAGCUCCCUGGCACAGCUCCACGUCAGCGCCAACUUCACCCGGUUACCUGAUAUGAACAAUCAGCUGGAAAGUGUGAAUCAAUUGAUGAAAACGGACCUCGGCAAUAUCAUUCAAAAGGGCUACUCCUCAUUCAAUGACACUCCAGGCAUGGUGAGUGACCAGAUGAGGAACGUAUUCGAGGGAGCCCGGGGCAUGUUGGACAUCAUCGGCACCAACAUCAGCAGCUUCUCCAAGGUGUUCCCUGUACACAGCACUAUGGCCAACUUCACCAACUUCAUUAGUCACACACACUCCAAGAUAGAAGACUCCUACCCCGAGAUCGACCAGAUCGACUUCUACAGGUGGAUUUGCUGUAUUGGCCUGUGCUGCAUGGUGGUUCUCAUCCUUGCUUUCAACUUCCUGGCCAUACUGUGUGGCACCAUAGGCUAUGACAAGCACGCCUCCCCCACCACACGGGGCUGUGUCUCCAACACCGGCGGCACCCUGCUUAUGGCCGGUGUGGGCUUCAGCUUCCUCUUCUCCUGGAUACUGAUGGGAGUGGUGACCGCCACCUUUCUGGUCGGGGGCAACUUGGAGAAGCUGGUCUGCGAGCCCUUCCACACCAAGCAGCUCUUCAAGGUUUUGGACACUCCUCACCUGGUGAAUCCUGAGUGGAGGAACUUCAUCCCAGGGUACAUGUACAACGACUCAGACCUGGAUCUCACAGUGGAGAGUCUCUACAGUAAUUGCAAGGAGAACAGAGGUAUUUACUCUGCCAUGCGCCUGGACAAAGUCUUCAAUGUCACACCCUUCCUAAACUCUAGCCUGUACACCAAGGAGGUGGGGAAGAUGUUUAACGAUGUGAAGAUUGACCUGAGAGUUAUCGUUCUGCUGGAGUCUGAGGGGAAGCAGAACCUCAUUGGCUUCUCUGAGACGGGCGUCGACAGGAUCAACUACGCAGCCUAUCUAGAGGAGGUUAACAAAGGGGUGACUCAGGUGGACUUGCUGUCGUACGCCAAUGAGCUCGAGGCACAGACAGACCUUAUGCCCAAGGGGCCCCUCCAGACCUCUCUAAAGGGCCACGCCAACAGUCUCCGGCAGAUCCACAGUCAGCAGGUCGUCCCUAUGGAGCAGGCCAUGAGUAUGCUGAACCAGAGCAUCAGACUACUGGAGAGGACGGCCUCAGACCUGCCGAACAAAGUCGCCGAUGUACUGGCGACCAUCGAAGCAGCGCAGUAUCUCAUCUCCCAGAAUGCCACACAAGUCGUCAACCAGGAAACGGAAAAGUACAAGCAAACCAUUGUUGGUUAUUUCAGGCAAUACAUAGAGUGGGUCAGGACUUCUCUGACCAUGGAGGUAGCGGCUUGCAAACCCUUCAGCAACAUCGUGGACACAGUGGAGAUCGUAGCCUGCAGCUUCUUGGUUGACUCAUUGAACACAUUCUGGUUUGGCCUAGGCUGCUGUGCCCUAUUCCUCCUUCCUAGCAUCAUCCUGUCAGUAAAACUGGCAAAGUUCUACCGUAGAAUGGACACAGAGGAUGUUUACGAUGACAUUGAGACAAUUCCCAUGAAAACCAUCCUUGCCUAUGACACUAUGACUAGGUUCCCACGGGCUUCCGCUCCCCCCAGGCAUAUUGACUGGUGAGAGAGGCCCAGGCUUUUUGACCGACUCCAGAAAGUGCCAUCGGAAACUGGAACUGAAACACUAGAUUGACACCAUCCAUUUCCCACCCCUUGGACAAGACAAAGCUUCAAAAAGAGGUCCUUACCUGAUGUAUUUUGUGUGUGUUCAGCCGGUCCUCUCUUCCUCUGUCUGCACGGAUCUUUUUACUGACAAGAUCCUAAUGACCAGUCAUAGCCUGUUCUGGAUAUCCGCUGUCCAAUAGGACCCCCCCCCCCCUCGGACACUACAGAAGGUGCUGUCAUCAACCCUUUCUUUGAUCUUCCCCGGGGGGGACUAUAAGGAAGCCAUACAUCUGAGCCAGUGUCGGUCGACCUUCAUCCUUCACCUCUCACACAGCUGUCUAGUGUGUUUACAUUAGUCUGGCCACAAUAUCAGAGCCGAGGCUGAGUUCAAAUUGAGGACACAACGACAAUUACAUGGCUGUGUACUCUCAAAUCUUUUGUACUUCUUUCGCGUUGUCUAAACAGUGAAUGAAAAGAUCCUUUGAAAUGUCAUGUAGAGCUGCUACUAGAGCAUUGCCAUUACUGCUCAUAUUUGAGGGGUCUUUGCGAUGAUGUUUUACUAACUGAUGAGGAGAGCCGUUUGAGACGUAUCACGUGAAACAAACAGGAUUGAGGCCAACUCCAGACGGUUGCCUUUUAGACCUGUUUUACCACAGCAUUUUGACUGGUGUCCACCAUCUUGUUGGAUAUGAGGAAAUACUGUAUCUCAUAUCAGUGUAUAACAGGUAGAAUAUCACAUGAACCUGGACAGAAAUGUCAAGAGACUAAAACAUUCCUUAGUUGAUUAAUUGAUUAACAGUAAAUGCAAAGUAUCCUGUUGCGUAUACUAACACGGUGCGUUAAUAAAGAUAUUUUCCCGGGGCUAUUGUAGUGGUCAAACUUUAAAUUGGAGAACUGCUAUUUGAAGCCAAAUCCUAUUUUUACUGUAGGUCUCAGGUCUUUAGUUGUAUAACAGUUAUGCAUAAUAUAUUGUUUCAGUCUUUUUUGUUGUUGUUAAUCCCACAGUAGCUUUUGGUACCUAUGGAACUAUGGAAGGGGGAAUGUAUUGAAUAGUCAUUUGUAUAUAAGAGAUGUAUUGCUUAAAGUGAUUUAUGACACCCGUGUGGACUAUGCUGAACAACGUUAACAUACUGUAAAAAUGUGCCACCCCCCCCCCCAAUAACAUAGCCCAUCUGUUCUCACUUGUUUACACAUUCCUUCUUCCCUACUGUCUGCCUCACAAAGAUGGGGACAUUAGCCUGCUUAACUACCAUGUGCUGUCAAUCAAAUAGCAUGAAUCCAAUCCAAUAGAGGCUUGUUGACGAGUGGCGCGAGGACAUCUUAUUGGUAUAACUGAUCUUGCCCGUUGAGUCUCGGAAAGAAACGCCACUUCCCAAUCAACCAUUACUACUUAAGUACAUGCCUGCCGACUGCUUACCUUAACAAGCGUAUGAUUAAUCACAUAACACGCUAUUUUACUGAGAUCUAAUGACAGACGUUUUAUAUGCACCAUCUGGUUAGAUAGUGGGUGCAAUGUUUCCUGGUUGUUUUCAGGGUAGAACUGUAAUGGUGGCACUGGAUAGUGUGGGGGGGGGGAGCACUGACGGUGAUCAUUGGAAAUGUGUGUCCUUGUAAUGGGGGGGUUUGUUUUGAAAGUGUAGAAAUGUGAAUCAACUUUCAGUUGCAUUCUUGUACACAAAGCUUUUUGAUUGAUGUUCCCGUUAAGAGGUGUGUCUCAGUGACCGCUGGAGAAACCAGUGGAGAAACCAAUGGAGAAACCAGUGGAGAAACCAGUAGAGAAACCAGUGGAGAAACCAGUGGAGAAACCAAUCGUUACCCAAGUUUUCAAGGGCAAGGGGGGGUCGCUAUUUUGGACACCAGGUCCCUUGUUUUGUGUCAGUUAUUAUCGGCACAUGACCAGGAACAUUUGACAUGAGACAGUGGGCUUACACAUGUGUUAGCUAUUACCUCAAAGCCACAUAGUCUUAUAUAAUGUUGCCGUUGCCGUUGUCGGACAUAGAACAUGCCGUACCCCAUUUUGUACCCGCUGUUUUGGAUACGAGAUUAUUAUAUUUUGCUAUGGGCUAGGACUUGAGGUUUCCACAGUCAUUUGGCACUCACACCCACAUCUGUGCAGCCCAGAGACAUUUUCUGACCUGCACGUGACCACUUCUCCCUCACCCUAAAUGUACAACUGGCUAAAGAAGAAGAUUGAGUAAUGAGUUUAAACUUCAGAGAGAGUGAAGCUGAUUUUAUUUCAAAUCCUAGGUAAUUGUAUUUUGAUUCUUAACCUAAGCUCAUCGUUCCUCAGGCUGUCUGCAGUGAUAUAUUUUGGUUCACCACCUUUGCAGCUCUUUGUACUCCCUGCAAACUCUGUGUAGCCACUAACAUGCACCGGGAGAGAGAGAGGGGAAGAAAUGCCCGGCCCUUCGUUUGGCUUGCGGCCACGGAGUGCAAUUCCUGAUUCUACAAAGCGAAGCGAACCUGCUCCGGAAGUUUACAUUACAGAUCCUGCGUCACUCACAAGGAGCCCUUUCUCCCCCGUUAUGAUUGAUUGCUAGGAAAAUAAAGUUGCAAGAGGCAUGUGCUGCUACCCCCCUUUCUAUCGCACAGACACACACACACUCGCUGUUACAUACUAUUACAUGCCUUUGUCUCGAGUCAGCAACUCUAUUAUGGGUUAUUCUUGUUCUUCUCUGAUUUCUAUCCUCAGGUUUCUCCACACUUCUGUUUCAGAUUUGAUUGUGUUUAUGUUUGGAAGGAAAUUAUAGGCUGUGCUGUAUGGUUGUAAACAUCUAACUUUAAAACAGCCGUGAACCUUGAACUGUUCAACAUGUCCUUAUAGAAUAGCAUUUUAAGACACUUUGUGGUAUUGAGUUGAAAUGUACUUACCACACAUACCAACGGUGUGUAAAACUGAGAAGAAAAUGUAAGUGACAUGGUGAACCAUUACAGAAAUCUUAUGUUGGCAUCCGUGUGCCAAGCUUCUCAAAA
Oncorhynchus tshawytscha (Chinook salmon) is the source of this 6005-nucleotide messenger RNA. Its product is annotated as prominin-1-A. The transcript is spliced from 28 exons. Gene Ontology annotation, molecular function: cholesterol binding. Gene Ontology annotation, cellular component: microvillus; cilium; cell surface. Lineage: Eukaryota; Metazoa; Chordata; Actinopteri; Salmoniformes; Salmonidae. The coding region runs from base 352 to 2991 and encodes 879 amino acids. The record is from RefSeq and is a predicted model, not a curated record.